Salpingoeca rosetta is the source of this 2366-nucleotide messenger RNA. RefSeq lists its product as uncharacterized. Lineage: Eukaryota; Choanoflagellata; Craspedida; Salpingoecidae. Bases 71 to 2071 code for a protein of 666 amino acids. The transcript has 9 exons. The record is from RefSeq and is a predicted model, not a curated record.
CGCAUUCAAAAUCAGCGUCCGCCCGUGUUUGUUGUUGUCUUGGCGGCUGUGUGUGUUGUGACGGACGACGAUGAGCCACUCGCUGUCGCAGCACAAUCGCAAGGCGGCGAAACCGUCGCCGCUCGCGCACAGCUCGGCGGACGUACCGCCUUCACACCGCCACAGCAUCAAUGCGCCCCAACAGGCCAGGUCGCAGCAGCCACAGCACAACAGCAAAGGAAGGAAUCGCGCACACGCCAGCGAUGACACCAGCAGCCAUGCUUCCUCCAGCCACACCACAACACAAUCACAACACCAAUCACAGCAAUCACAGCAAGCACAACAGCCCCAACAACCCAUGCACAGCCAGCACAGCCAGCAGCUACAACAAGAAGAGCAACAAGAACCUUUGGUGGACAUAAACAGCGAUCCCACCACUCCCCUAUUGUCGCACACCGAUAACCACCAGCACCAGCAGCACCAGUCCCAUCGGCGCUCCAAGAGCCUGCGGCAGGGCACGUUCACGACCGAAAGCAAUGAUGUCGUUGAGUGGGUUGACACCACCCAGCAUGGUUCUGGGGAGGAGGGCCCAGUCAGCUCUGUGCGGUUUGCCCUGCGCAUCACCGCGCUCUCCAUCCUCUGCGUUCUCUUUGGCAUCUCAAACAACGUGACCUUCUUUGAGAUGGGUCAGCGUAUGAAGGACUACCCGGUCUUCCUGCUCUACUUCACCACCAUGGCCUAUACCUUCCUGUACUUUGUCUGGGCGGUGUUCAACGCGAUUUUCCUGGCCGAUCGCACAGAGUCCCUACCCAAGUAUCUCCUUGGCGCUUCAUACCAGCGCUUGUUUGCAUGGCUUGGCUUCUGGCUGACUGUGAACGGUCUCCUCAGCCAGUUUUCAGACCCUCACGUUGACGGAAACCUCCAGUCCGUGUUGUAUCAGUUGACGCUGCCUGCGACGGGCACCCUGGCGUACUUCAUGCUGCGCGAGCGAUUCAGCCUGCUGAACCUGGUUGGCUCUGCGCUUGUGCUCGGCGGAUGCCUCAUGGUGGCCCUGCCACCCCUCCUCAAAGAAGAAGACUCACACAGCAGCAACAGGACGACGACAGUAGCACCAAGUAUACCGCCAGCAGUUGGCGUGGGUGGCGAUGAUACGGCAUCAGCGGACGGUGGCGCUGAAUGGAUCUGGAUCAUUGUGUUUGCGCUGUCGGUCAUCCCCAACGGCGUGUGUGCGGUCAUCCAGGAAUCGCUGUUUCGCGACCAUUCGCACGUGGACACUGUUCUCCUCCUCUUUUGGUCCAACUUCUACACCCUCUUUGGCUACGCCCUCGCCCUUCCCCUCACCAUGCUGCCCUACCUCGGCCACCAGACGGCCAAAGGUAUUGCUCGCCACGAGCGCGACGCCUUCCGCUGUCUCACUGGCUCAUCCCCACUCCCGCCAGGCUGCGAACAGGAUGCAUUUGUUCCCGUCCUUGCCUUUGUCGUCUCCUACAUGGGCUUCUUCUACUUCCUCGCACAGCUUGUUAAAGAGGUUGGGGCGGUGUUUGAGUCGCUGGUGAACGGCGUGGUGACGCCUGCGAGUGCGAUUGCAUUUGGGAUGCGGUGGCUUGUCAAAUCCGACACAGAGCCGCUGACGGGGUGGGUCAUAUCUGCCAGCGUCAUCGUGCCCCUCGGCGUGCUGCUGUACAAGGCCGACGAGCUCAAGACGUAUUUGGGGUUUGGAAGCGAAGGUCAAGAGCUGCAGACCGUGCACACGCACAAAGGAGGGCGUGGCAGCACCAGCAGCAGCAGCAGCAGCAGCGGCGGCGGCGCAGCAGAUGCCGGCUUUGACGUUGGCAUUGUGCCCGUUACAGACUACCUCGAAAGCGGCACGCAUGGCCAUCACGAUGGCGACGACAACACGCCGCUGCUCUCUGGCCAGCGGACGGGGACCGGGUCUGUAUCUGCGCCGCGGUCGCGUCGACUGUCACCGGCGUCAUCCCCGCUUCUGCCACUGCGGUUUGGCCACAGCACGGUGGCGACGCUGCAGGCUGCGCUGAUGGUGGACAGCCAGUCGGAGGCGGCCAGGCGCAGGUCACGCUCCUUCUCCAGGUAGAUGCCACCUCGCCAGGGGACAUGCGAACGCGUGUGAGAGGGCGUGUAAAGGUGUGAAUGACAGGAGAUGUGUACAUGUACGUGUGUGUGUGUGUGUGUGUUGGCCGGACAGAGGACAUGCGAGGAUGUGAUGUGAGAGAAGAUGUGUGCACUUGUGCGUGUAUGUAAAACACGAAACAAAUGGACACGGGUGUUUCGGUUGUUGUCAUUCCAUCUGUCUGUAUUAGUCCUUUCUUAGCUUUCCCUUUCCCUUUUGGUCUGCGUGCGUUGCACCCAUUAAACGACCCCAAAGCAGA